Molecule: messenger RNA, 2715 nt
Organism: Gastrolobium bilobum
Lineage: Eukaryota; Viridiplantae; Streptophyta; Magnoliopsida; Fabales; Fabaceae
Exons: 5
Coding region: 1-2715 (904 amino acids)
Molecular function (GO): zinc ion binding; nucleic acid binding
Source: RefSeq, a predicted model, not a curated record
AUGUGGGAUGAAGAAGAUGGUCGUACCCAUUUUAGUUGCACCAAAAGAGCAAGAAACCGAAUGCAGAAACCAUGGGAAAAAACUUUGAUCGUCAAAUUACUUGGGAAGAAAGUAGGUGUGGAAUUCAUGAAGAAAAAAAUUAGCACUCUCUGGGCGAGAAAAGGAAAAAUCAAUGUUACUGACGUUGGAAAUGACUUUUUUGUAGUCCAGUUUAAUGAUAAGGAGGAUCUCAACUUUGCUCUAAAUGGUGGUCCAUGGGUUGUCCUGGGUCAUUAUUUUUCGCUGAGGAAAUGGGAACCAGCGUUUAGACCGAAUGGUGCUGGUAUUACUAAGAUUGCUGCUUGGAUUAGACUUCAAAAUAUUCCUAUCGAGUUCUAUGAUCUAUUAAAGGGAGAGUAUGUCCUUGAUGGUUUUACUAAGCAAAUUGAAUAUGAAGUGCUAGGCCUCAUUUGCUUUGGCUGUGGGAGAUAUGGUCAUAAAACUGAGGGAUGUUCUGCUGCUCCAAAGAAUGUUGUUCCAAAGAAUCAUACCCCAGAAAACGAUCAAAGUAUGCCUCACAUUCAUGAGGAGGGUUCUGGAAAUUCAGGAUUCAAGCGUAGCAUUGGGCUGGGACCGUGGAUGGUCGUCAACCGCCAGCAGAGAAGCCGUCAACCAGCUCAUCCAGUGCCUGCAGGACAGACUGGCUCUAGUUCAAAACCGUUACCAAGGAAUAAUGGCAAAGGAGUUAUGAUUAGCGAUAAUCAUGGUGAUAAGGAGGCAAUCAUGCAAUCUCGUUUUCUUGUUUUAACGAAAACGGAAAAUCCUAUUAAUGAGGAAGAUCAUAACCAAGGAAUCCAAUCUUCUCUCAUUAAUUCAGAAACUAAUCAGCCGGUUAUUCUUUCCAAAUCGUGGACUAAGUCAAAAAAGAAUAAAGAUCCUACUAGGGCUAACAUAACGGAAAUUAAAAGCCAGAUUGUUUCUGUUUCAAGUGUGAGUCAGCAUCGACCUAUCCAUCAGCAAACAAACGACCAUCACGUCAUUCAACCUUCUUCCACAGACGCCGAUCCUAUGUCUUCUACUUCUUCCAUUCAGCAUGCUCAGGUUAAUAGGAUUAUUGAAGAUCCCUCCACUGUUCAGAAUGACGGUCAGUGGCAUGGAACUUUUGUUAAAAAGGGCCCUGAUAGAAAUGAUGUUGUCGUUGAUAUUCCUAUUAUAUGUAUGGGCAUGGAUGUGGAUAAAGAACGAAUUGAUGUUAGUUCACGUAUGGAGGAUACAAGAACCUCGGAGGGUGCAGUGAAACCCCAGUUUCAGAAAUCUCUUUCUUUGUUCACUCGUAAGCAUAAGCCUAGCAUUGUGGUUAUCCUUGAACCUCGAUGUGAUGGGUACUCAGGGGGUAUUUGGGUUCUUUGGAAUGACGAGGCUGGUCUCAUCGAUAUUAUACAUCAUAAGAAGCAGUUUGUCCAUUUUAAAGUUCAGAAUCCUUCUUUCCCUUCUUUCUCUUGUACUGCAGUUUUUGCAAGCCCUAGAGAUGACCUUAGAAAGGAUCUUUGGGUGGAUUUGAUUAACUUUGGUCUCCAUUGUAAUGAGCCUUGGCUGGUGGAGGGAGAUUUUAAUGAAAUAUCUCAUCGCAAUGAGAAGAAAGGUGGUAGUCGAGUUGACACAAAUAGAUGCUCCAAGUUCACUACCGUUCUUAAUGACUGUAAGCUCAUGGAUCUAGGGGGAUCGGGUCCUUGGUUUACAUGGAAAGGCCCAAAGUUUUUACAUCUUGAUCGUGUUUUCAAAAGGCUUGAUCGUGCCUGUGGAAAUGCUAGCUGGAAGACCACUUUUACAGAUGCUGGUGCUAAAGUUUUACCUAGGGCUUAUUCUGAUCAUUGCCCCAUUAUGGUCCAUCUGACCAACUUGGAUAAUGAUUGGAGAAGACGACCCUUCCGUUUUGAAGUGGCUUGGAUGGAUUAUGAUUUUAAAAGAUUCUUAAAUAGUUGUUGGAAUAAUGAAAAGGAUACAAGAACAAAUCUGCAAGACCUGACGCCAAGGCUUAAGAAUUGGAAUAAGACAGUCUUCGGUAACAUAUUCAGCAGGAAAUCUAACCCGCUGAACAGUAUCGAAGAAAUUCAGAAGCAUGUUGACUAUCAUUCUGAUCUGUCUCUUCAAUCCAAAGAAAAGGAGCUUAGGAGGGAUCUCGAUACAGUUCUUAUUCAAGAAGAAAUCCUUUGGGAUGUUCGACAACUGCAGAACCUGGCAACAGAUUUCUACAGUAAUUUAUUUUGUGAAGAUAUCCAUAUUCGAGACUGGGUGAAAACAAAGAAUACUUGGCCUUCUCUUAAUGUGGAUCUCUUGGAAAAUAUGUCUCAUAAUCUUGCUGAUGAAGAAAUUUCAAAAGUUGUUUUUAGCAUCAAUGGCUCAAAAGCUCCAGGAGAGGAUGGGUUCCUUGCUGCUUUCUAUCAACGGAAUUGGAAUCUUAUUAAGGCUCAUAUUCUUCAUGAUAUUCACAUGAUGUUUCAGAAUCCUAAUAUGAUCCAUCUUGUCAAUAAUACUCUUUUAGUUCUCAUUCCUAAAGUCAAGAGACCUGAAAGUGUGAAGCAGCUUCGACCAAUCUCUUUAUGCAAUGUAUCCUACAAAAUUCUCAGCAAAAUUCUGGUUAACAGACUGAAGCCUUUAAUGGAAGAGAUGGUGUCUCCUUUCCAAGCUAGUUUUGUUCCUAAGCGGCAUAUCCAGGAUAAUAUUAUCAUCACCUAA